AGCUAUAAGCGCACACAAGAUCCAUCCAUCCAUUCCAUCCUCUCCUUUGCCAGCCAUGGAGAACGUCCAGUACCACCACCACCACGCCGCCGCCCGCCGUUCCAGUUCCCCUCUCCCUCCCCCUCCGUCCCCGCCGCUGUCCCCGGAGUCGGCCGCCGCGGAGGCGCUGGCGAACGCGCGGUGGACGCCGACCAAGGAGCAGAUCACCGUGCUGGAGGGGCUGUACCAGGAGGGGAUGCGCACCCCCACCGCGGAGCAGAUACAGCAUCUGACGGCGCGGCUGCGCGAGCACGGCCCCAUCGAGGGCAAGAACGUCUUCUACUGGUUCCAGAACCACAAGGCCCGCCUGCGCCAGAAGCAGAAGCAGCAGACCUUCGAGUACUUCGCCAGGCAGUUCCAACGGCCCCAGCCGCUGCCCAUCCUCCACAGGGCUCCCGGCUACCCCUACCCGCUCACCGGCGCCGCCCCGCCGUCGCCGCAGAUGAUUACGCAAGCGCCGCCGCCGCAACACCCUGCAUGCAACAACAGGGAAGGUAUGAAUGACUAUGAACCCCGCUACCCUUUCGGCGCCAUUAAUUUGUUAAAUCUUCUUUUGGCAUGUACUCCGUAUGUCUUGAUAUGGAUUAGGCUCUCAAGGUUUUGUGCGUCUCCUAGCUUUGGCUUUACAUCUGGGUUUAGCUGGAAAGGAUAUGGAUCUAGGAAUUGCCAUUUUUACUCACGUCCUUCAUGCAUCUGGUACGUGGUCAAAGCUGAUAGGGGUGGUGACGUUAGGAUCAGCUGUUUUCUUUCAUGCAUAUAUGGACUAUAUGGGGGGGAAAGAUACUGCUGCUGCUACCCUUUUGUAGCUCUUUUAAUCUUCUGUGCCCCUGCGCAUGCAUGCCCCAGGCAGCAGCAAGGGUACAUGACCGGACACGCCGCGGCACAUGCAGCCUACUGCUCGCAGCCGCAGCAGCCAAGGAUGGACAUGCCGCGUGACAACGUCCCGGCGCAGCAGGCACCGGCGAGCGCUGUGUACUACCAGCACCCCGCUGGGGCCAACGCGAGCAUCCAACAACAGCGCCGCGUGCUGCACUCCUCUCCGGCGACCACUGGCGGCCACACAGCGGUGAACGCCCGUCCCGUCCAGCCCCAGACUCUGAACCUGUUCCCGCUGCACCCCACCUUCGCGUACCGCGAGAAGAAGAAGGCGCGCCGCCCUGGGACCGCCAGCUCCGCAAUGCCGUCCGCCUCCGCGUCCUUCUCUUGGGAGUCGGAGAGCUCGGAGAGCCACAACGGCGAGUCCUCGGUGCCGUUCUUCGACUUCUUUAGCCUCGGUUCUGGAGGCUGCUGAUUAAGCGGGAGCCGCAGUGAAGAUGAUGCAUGAUGAAUUGCCGUCUGGUACGCUCAAAGUUGUUGAACUCUGUAGGCUGCUAUCUCUCUCGUGGCCGAGCGACUUGGUGGAUGGGCCUGUUGCGUUUCGGCAGAUAUAUUCGCGAUAUCUUGGUUUAAUUACAGUUAUAGAACAAAAAUGUACUGUUUCAUGAACCUGAAGCGUGUGCAU
Messenger RNA from Lolium perenne, 1540 nucleotides. NCBI's taxonomy places the organism in Eukaryota, Viridiplantae, Streptophyta, Magnoliopsida, Poales, Poaceae. The record is from RefSeq and is a predicted model, not a curated record.